AGCAUUAGCCAUCGUGCAAUGGCCGCGUAAAGCCGACUGUGGGUUGAGUGCCGGGCAAAGUUCCAACUUUAUCUUGUUUAUUGUCAAAAUUUGACCACUUUCGGACACACAUUAGUGAUUGCUGAAGGAUUUCUCAAUCGUUUUAUCAAGAAACGUGGAAUUGAAGCUCAUGGAAGGCCCGAGCCUCGUUAUUUACCUUUAAUUUGCUGGCAGUUGUUGGCCGAUCACUGGACCAGACGCCAGUGUCGUCUGCUUUCAUCAUUUUCGCUAAAGGUGUAAUCGAACAAAGUCACCUCUACCGAGAACCAUGUCGGAUUUCUACGAAGAACAUUGCUACCUGUCCAACAGCGAAGCGGAACCGGAUUCGGAAACCGAAGAUGCCGUCGUUAAACCGGCGGCCAAAGCGGAACUGGCGUGGGAGGAUCCCCAAGCGCUGCUCAACACUUGGCUAGGAGAAUUGGAUAAUUUGAAUAUGGGCUUGGAAAACGGAAGUAGCGUGACGGCGUCGGGACUAACAUCGGGACCUCGCCCACUCUCGGUUCCGGAUGUCGAUAAGCUACAACUGCUGCACGAACCGCGAAUCGACAGUUAUCGUUUCUCCAUGGCGAAUCUCGAAGAAUCGCAAGAUGUAGAACUCGAUGCUAUUUUGAAGGAACUCUGCGCUCUCGGAUCUCAGUUUGAUCAAGAGCUUAAAGAUGACGAUGGUCCGCGUUCCACCAGCAUCAGAUCAUCAGUACCAGCGGAUACUUUAAAGAAGAUCACGAACAGUAACAACGAUCAAAACGAACAAUUGACGAAAACGACCCACACACGAUCGAACUCCGGAGGAUGCCAAGCAAAUAUUAAAAUGAGAAUCGAUUUAACCCCAGAUACGACAGACUCUACCAGUAGAACUGACUCAGGAAUGAGAACAGAGAGCCCGGAUAAUGAUUCAGCUUUUUCGGACAAUAUAUCUAUGCUCUCGAGUGAAAGCUCAGCUUCAUCGGGAGCUAGCGCAGCCAGAACGGACGCCUCUACCAAAAGUUCAACGUCGAACGCUUCGUCUACGGGUUCAUCGACGAUCGUGGCGGCCGAUGAAGCGGCUCGUCUCAAAGCUGAAAAGAUUCGUUUAGCAUUAGAGAAGAUGCGAGAGGCCAAUGUCAAGAAACUUUACAUCAAAGCCUUCACUACCGACGGUAGCACCAAAUCCCUACUCGUCGACGAGAAAAUGACUGUGGGUCACGUAACGCGGAUGCUUUCAGACAAGAAUCACGUCCGCAUGGAGCCCAAGUGGGUCCUGGUCGAACACCUAACCGAAUUAUACAUGGAGCGCGUCUACGAAGACAAUGAAAUGCUGGUUGAUCAGCUGAUGCUGUGGACUCGCGAUUCGCGCAACACCCUCCUCUUUGUCGAGCGACCGGACAAGUACAGCAUUUUCUCUCGGCCAGAAGAUUAUCUGCUGUCCUUCAACUCUUCGUCGGAAAAGGACCGCCAUCUCGACGAUGACGGCCGAUCGGCAUUGAUUGAAGAAUUCUUUUCGGGUACGGGUGGCAAUGGCGUCGGGGUCCCUGAGAUUGAAGGUCCACUUUAUCUCAAAGCGGAAGGCAAAAAAGCCUGGAAGCGAUUUUACUUUGUACUACGCGCCUCGGGCAUUUACUACUCUCCCAAGGGCAAGUCGUCGUCGAAAUCGUCUAAGGACUUGGUCUGCUUGGCCACUUUCGACGUCAAUCAAGUUUACACAGGUGUCUCGUGGCGCAAGAAGUUCAAGGCGCCCACCGAUUUCGGUUUCGCCAUCAAACAUCCGAAACUGCAGUCGAGAUCAUCAAAGUUCAUCAAGUAUUUGUGCGCGGAAGACGAGCGGACUUUGGCCCGAUGGAUUAUGGGCAUCCGGAUCGCCAAGCAUGGCCGGGCAUUAAUGGACAAUUACCGCGCAUUGGUCGAAGAGUUGGCACAGGAAGAUUUGGACCAGCUCGCCAACGCGCGCAGUUUCUCUUUGGCUUCCGUUAGCCUCGGUGGCGCCACCACUACGACAGCGGCCGCAUGCGAGUCCGUGGCCGACGAAAAUGAAACGCCGGUCAACACGCUCGAACGUGGAAUAGUUGGAUUCAACACGUCGAGGUCGCUCUCUCGGCAAGACAGUCUCAAGAGCCGGGCAUCCAACUCGUCAUCCAGCGGAUGUUUAUCCGAACGCUCCAGCAACGGCACUGCUACGCCGACCUUCGAAAACGCCUUUGAUUCGGACUUUCCCAUGGGCACCAUUAAGCGGAAGCCGUCGAUGACACCCAAACUUCCUCUGACGUCGACGACGCGGUUGCUGGUCAAAGAACUUGAGGACACUGUGGACGGCCCCUCCGCCAUGGAGGCGCGCAACACCCUCAGGCAGAGCUGCCGAAAAUCGCUUAACGAGGAGGUGAAUACGAUCCGGCGCAAAAGCAACGCUGCGUCCAACAUUCAAAGUGCUCCGGUCAGUUGCGUUGUCGAUUCAUCGCGAUCCAUCGUGGACGAGAUGAACGAUUCGCAAGACGUCGACUCGCUACCGCUACCGCCGCCACCCACGUUCAGCUCUCCAGACGAUGGCAUUAGCUGCGAUGCAGAUUUGCUGCCUCCUCCUCCGCCGGAAGCUUUCAAUCAAACGGAUUGCGGUUCGUUCCCGCUUCCUCCGGCCGAAUUACUUGCUUCCAACGCGUCAUUUCUUCCCUACCAACAGUCCAUGUCGCCACGUAUAUUAAGAUGCAAGCCACCUAGUCCUACCCCUCCGCCACCGAGCGUGCCUGGAACUUUGAAACCGUGUUUGAAAUCGAGCUCGUUGGCCCCGAACGUACCACCGAAACCUCUGAUUCCCCUCAAUUCGAAACGGGAGAGUGUCAACUGUCAAGCGAUCUACGCCAACUCUGACAAGUCGGCUAUGCCACCUCCUCCGCCACCUCCGCCAACGCAGAGCCCGAGCAAAAAGAACAGAAGGAUUACGUUCGACGAACACGUCGACUGCAGUCCGUCGCCGUCGUUGAUGAACUCGCCUCCGAAACCGCCCCGACCGCCCAUUCUUCCGAAACGGGUUGACCCUUUACGUUCUUCGCUGAAACAGCAGCCGAUUCCACAGAAAUUGACGGCGCCCGGGUGCACCGUCACUCCGCCGCGCGAGUUCCUUAAGGACCUGCAACGGGUGAUGCAGAAAAAAUGGCAGGUAGCCCAGAAAUGCAAAGACGACACCGAGGUGACGCCACAUUCGGUGCUCGGGUUCAGAGACCAACCACCGCCCAUUGCGCCCGUCCCAGCCGCCUAUAAAGAAAACAGCGUUCGAGCGUGGGUGGCCGAGCACUAUGGGUCCGGCUCUGAUGUCAUUUCCUCUGACAACUCGAUGGGAUUUUACGAGAACGUCUUCGUGCCUUCGUCAACAACGGUGGCCACCUCCGCCGCACCUGGCGACGAGUAUCGCAACACGGUCGAACUGCGGGAAUACACGCAUCCAUACUUGCCCGUUCAUGCGAGUCACACGCAUUCAGCGCGAAUGAGCUCGGCGUCGACUGGAACGAAUAUUUCGACGACCAGUAGCAAACGCCUACCCCCUCCUCCGCCUAAGCGAAGCGAAACGACCCACUUAUCAACUCGAAUUCAUUGAUUAUCAAGCGUUCCAAUAAGAAACUAAAGAGAAAUUAGCAAAUACCGACCUUGUCUUUUAUGUAUAUAGAAUGAGACGUCCUCUAGAAUUGUAAGGAUUUAAUUUUUUCUUUUUCUUGUGUUUUUUUGUUUUGUUUUUUUCUUCAAGAGAAGGAGUGCCUUGUUUUUUUUUUUAAUCCUUAUUAUUAUUUUAGCAAAAAUUUAGCAGAAGUUUUCCAGAAAAUGUUUUGGGAGUUAUCUGGUCAGCGCUGUGUAAGCUACUCUUGUUGCAGCUCUUAUCUUAGUUCGAAUGAGAAAAUGCAGCACCUGUUGGCGAAUUGGUAUCAAAAAAUCUUCCUUUUUUUUUUUUUUUUUUUUUUUUUUUAAUACCAACAUCUUAUAUACCUAAUGGUAAUUAUAAAAAUCGCUAAAUAUGAUUUAGCGUCACCCAGGAUAUCGUGCCGGUAACCUACUUAGCGAGAGAAGAGUUUUGCUACUACCUACCAGCAUAUUUUUGUUUUUAAACUAUAUUUUGAGAGAAGUAAGAUGCAUCGCCAAGUGCCAAAUUAUUAUAUUCAGCGCUUUUUGUUGACACUCCAAUUUCAUCCGACGAUGUUUUCUUCGUCUUUUGCAGUUUCUUGAUCCCUCCCUCCCCUGUUUUUCUUGGUUGUGUGAUUUCCGUUUUUCCUUUACCACCCUCUCCGUACUGAUCCUUAAUCGCAUUUGAUCUGGUAAACCGUGGCGCUGCAGGUCACUAUUUUAUUUUACCCCGCAUUAUCUUUGUUGUUUCAUAAAACUUUAGUGGUUUUAUCACACGCUUCGAUCGUCUAAUACGAUUUCGAAGCAUCUGAUUUAAUGCGAAAACCUGCUUAUUCAUCCACUUACUUAGUGCUGUCCUACAUUGUUGCACUGUAAAUCAGGUGUGUGUGUGUGUGUGUGUGUGUGUGUGUGUGUGUGUGUGUGUGUGUGUGUGUGUGUGUGUGUGUGUGUUUGCGUUCACCCGUCAAGCGUGUGAUGUUGGUUUUUCGUACCGGGGAAAAGAAAAAUUUAAUUGGGAUCAAUGAAUCGAUUAACAUAGGUUUCGAAAUUUGUGUUAUGUAUCAUACAUAAUAUAUAACGUGUAUUACCGUCUUUCCGUUUUAUACAGUGUUUUUUUUCUUUCUUUUUUUUCAAAGUCGACCUCAUGCGCUGCUGGUAUAUAAUGCUAUUUCAGAUGUGUUAAUAAAAAAUCAAAUACAGUUUCGCAGUCCAGCGGAAAGAUUCCACGAA
Daphnia carinata is the source of this 4845-nucleotide messenger RNA. Its product is annotated as abnormal cell migration protein 10-like. NCBI's taxonomy places the organism in Eukaryota, Metazoa, Arthropoda, Branchiopoda, Diplostraca, Daphniidae. The coding region runs from base 308 to 3598 and encodes 1096 amino acids. Gene Ontology annotation, biological process: signal transduction. The record is from RefSeq and is a predicted model, not a curated record. The transcript is spliced from 6 exons.